This is a messenger RNA of Cotesia glomerata, 2300 nucleotides long. Its product is annotated as E3 ubiquitin-protein ligase MARCHF8-like. The coding region runs from base 821 to 1753 and encodes 310 amino acids. NCBI's taxonomy places the organism in Eukaryota, Metazoa, Arthropoda, Insecta, Hymenoptera, Braconidae. The record is from RefSeq and is a predicted model, not a curated record. Gene Ontology annotation, cellular component: early endosome membrane; lysosome; late endosome membrane. The transcript has 6 exons. Gene Ontology annotation, molecular function: zinc ion binding; MHC protein binding; ubiquitin protein ligase activity. Gene Ontology annotation, biological process: immune response; antigen processing and presentation of peptide antigen via MHC class II; protein polyubiquitination.
UUGAUAUUAUUGUUGUUGUUGUUGUUGAUGUUAUUGUUUUGUGAUAAAUAACUAGUGAUAUAAUUAACGAUGAUAAAAUAAAUAUUUAAGAUAUUGAUAGACCCAAACCAGUAUUGGAAGAUUGGAUAUUUAAAUUAUUGAGUACUGAAAAAAAGUAUUAGCAGUACGAAGCAGCGCACUGGCAAAACUUGUAUAUACUUACCAGUUCACCACACAGCAACAAUACACAAAGAAACAACUGCCCGUGUCAGUGACAUACGACACAAGGGAUCAAAUGUCAAAAUUGUUUCCAAGGGCUGGUCCAUUGUUAAAUAUACGUGUAUAAUCAUUUUAUAUUUUUAUUAUUAAUCUCCAAUUUAUUUAGAAUAAAUUUCAAUUGAGGUGUGUGCGUGUAAAGUGUAUUUUUAAUUUUCUUUUUUUUUUUUUUUUUUUAUUUCAAUAAUUCGCGUAUCUUUUUUUUUUCAUUAUUUUUAUUUUGAUAUCAUAAAAUAUAAAUAUACAUUAAUCGUGAUGAUCAGUGAUGACUGUUGCUGCAUUCACGCCGAAGCGACUGAAUAUCCAAAUUGUCAUUUUAUUUAUUCUUGAUAGUAUAAUUUAAUAACUAUUGGGGUGUGUUACUCUGAACAGUUUUUUCAAGUGUUGUUUGUAAUCAUCUAUCUACGAAAUUUGCAUAGUUAUUAUUUAACAUUAAUUUGUUAUGACUAAAUAUGACAAUAAUCAAGAGGUGUGAAAAGAAAAUUUUUAAAAUGAUAAUAUAUUACUAUAAUAGUAAUAACAAUAAUAAUAAUUAAAAAAUAAUGGAUCAACAGUGAUUGUUUUGAUGAAUUUAAAUGACUCAAAAGUAAUGCCUGUUCACCAGAUCAAUGUUAAUCCCCCUGAUUGGCAAUCACCCCAAUCUCUUGAUCCUUCUAAUAAUACCAGUCCAUCAGGAGGUGGUGAAUGGUCACCAAAAGAACCAACGUACGCGACAGUUGUCACUGUAAUACCAAAUCAUUGUCAUUCCUCUGUAAGCACACUGUCCUCAAGUAACCAUGACAUUUGUCGGAUAUGCCACUGCGAAGGUGAUAUUGGAGCUCCUCUUUUAGCGCCGUGUUAUUGCAGUGGUAGUUUACGUUAUGUACAUCAGGCGUGUCUUCAGCAGUGGAUUAAAGCAUCAGACACACGUGCAUGUGAAUUAUGUAAAUUUUCAUUCAUUAUGCACGCAAAAACAAAACCAUUUUCAGAGUGGGAAAAAUUGGAAAUGUCAGCACCAGAAAUACGAAAAUUAUGGUGUGCUGUUGCAUUUCACGCAGUAGCUGCUCUGUGUGUAGCUUGGUCUCUUUAUGUUUUGGUUGAACGAAGCGUUGAAGAAGCGCGUAAAGGAUUCGUUGAUUGGCCAUUUUGGACAAAAUUAAUAGUCGUUGUAAUUGGUUCUACUGGCGGUCUUGUAUUUAUGUACAUUCAGUGUAAAGCUUACAUUGAAUUAUGCAGAAGAUGGCGAGCGUUCAACAGAGUGAUAUUUAUUCAAAAUGCUCCAGAAAAAGUGGUGCUUCCUCCUUCACCAACAGAUUCACUUAGAGAAGUGACGUUACCUUUAAAAGAUCCCACUGCCUCAUUGCCAGAGUUGAAUCGUAGUCUAUUACCGAGAACUUUAGACCCCUCUUGCGCCUCAGAAACAAUUAAACCAGAGGUUGCUUCGGCUGCCCAGAGACACGAUGCUCAACUCAAAUUAUACGUAUUCGACAAAUUGUCAUCGUCCGAGGAUAAUCUGUAGUCCAGAUAUAAAAAAUAUAUUUGCUUAAAUUGUAAUCGUCACGUGUAAUCGUCAUACAAUUAUAUCUUAUACAUAAUAAUUGUACACAGCAAUUAUGGUGCAUCCACAUAUAUUAUGUAUAAAAAUAAUCAUCUGGACUAUGAUAUAACAACAAAAAAUAAUUUUAAUUAUUAUACCAAUAAUAAUAAUAAUAAUAACAAAAACAACAACAAGAUGAAAGAAAAGUCUGUUGGUGCAUAAAAUAAACCUAUUUGCUUCCAAAGAUACAAAAAUUUUGUAUUAGCAUUCUCCAAUCUUUGGAGCAUACUUUAACUUGAUACUUAGUAUACUAAGUUUAUAAUUAUAAUUAUUGUUGUUGUUAUUAUUAUUAUUAUUAUUAUUAUUAUUAUUAUUAUUAUUACUACAUUGGUAAUUAAGGGAGAGAAAGAGAUUUAGAUAUAUAUCAGUUAUAUAAAAAUAUUUAAAAACUGUAUUGUCUCUCCAUUAAACGAUUGUGUACAUAAUUAUUAUAUCUGUGAUGUUAUUCAAUAAAAUUUACCAUAUUAAA